AUGACUUCUUCAAAUAUUAUCAUCACAGAGAGUAUCCUUUCAAACUCCACUGGAUCAACAUUUUCUGUCCACUGCACAUCAUCGACUUCCUACCACUUCUACUUUCCGGUCAGAAGUAUGGCGAGCACUACAUACCAGACCCUCCGAGCUCAUUAUCAUGCCGCGUUGAAACGUUUCAUCGCAGGCCCCAGAAAUCUCGAGGUGCUCUCCACCAUCCCCUCAAACCAGCUACAGGAACAGAAACACCCUUCACCGGUCCCCGAGGUACUCUAUGUCCUGGACUCGUCAUUCAAUCCCCCGACUUGCGCUCAUCUCAGGAUCGCCAACUCGGCCCUCCUCGAGAAACCCAGCGUACCCUCGCGGCUUCUGCUACUCCUGGCCACCCAGAAUGCCGAUAAACCAUCGAAACCUGCUUCGUUCGAGGACCGUCUGGCCAUGAUGGAAUUGUUCGCCCAGGACCUGUGGUCGCAUCUGCAGACGUCCUCCCCAGCCCCUGGAAACGCAGGCCUUUUACAGAUCGACAUUGGGGUGACAAAGCGGCCGUACUUUGUGGACAAAGCAGCUGAGAUUGAAAAGUCGGACGUCUACCCAGAGCCUUUGGAACAGGUCCAUCUCACAGGCUAUGAUACGCUGAUCCGCAUCUUCAACCCCAAAUACUACCCGCCAGAACACACCCUGCAGCCGCUGGGCCCGUUCCUCUCGCAGCAUCGCCUCAGAGUCACCAUGCGCCCGAGCGACGAGUGGGGGAGUAAGGAAGAGCAGGAGGCUUUCCUCCUUCACUUGGCGCAAGGCGGACGGGAGAACGAGGGCGGCAAGCGUGAAUGGGCGCAGCGCAUCCAGCUCGUAGAAGGGAAGAAGCCGGGGGAUCCAGCAGUGAGCUCCACCAAGGCCCGUGAGGCCAUUCAUGCGAAUCCCCAGGAUCUCGAAUGGCUGGUUCCCGAUAAGGUCCGAGAGUACAUUCUCUCUCAGCGGCCGUAUGCGGAGUAG
Aspergillus clavatus NRRL 1 is the source of this 987-nucleotide messenger RNA. Its product is annotated as nicotinate-nicotinamide nucleotide adenylyltransferase. The coding region runs from base 1 to 987 and encodes 328 amino acids. Gene Ontology annotation, cellular component: cytoplasm; nucleus. The record is from RefSeq and is a predicted model, not a curated record. Lineage: Eukaryota; Fungi; Ascomycota; Eurotiomycetes; Eurotiales; Aspergillaceae. Gene Ontology annotation, molecular function: ATP hydrolysis activity; nicotinamide-nucleotide adenylyltransferase activity. The transcript is spliced from 2 exons.